Musca domestica (house fly) is the source of this 784-nucleotide messenger RNA. RefSeq names its product TP53-regulated inhibitor of apoptosis 1. The transcript is spliced from 2 exons. NCBI's taxonomy places the organism in Eukaryota, Metazoa, Arthropoda, Insecta, Diptera, Muscidae. Bases 312 to 554 code for a protein of 80 amino acids. The record is from RefSeq and is a predicted model, not a curated record.
AAAUUUGUGAGAAUGGGUAUAUAUUAAAUAUAUCCAAAACUACAUGCAAAAUUUCAAAAUGCGUUUGAUCUGCUGCUGACGACCUCUUCAUUGUGUCAUGCAGAUGGGCCGUUAUUAAAAAAAGCUAGAUGGACAGAUGGGUGAACUUAUUAAUAAGAUUUGAUUAUUGCAACAAACAGGAAUGGACUAAAGCCGACAACAUCUGACAUUUCGAUUAUUCUAUAAUCGAUUCUUAAUAUAACAAUAUAAAACACACAAUUGGUUUCUUUUCUUUGAGAAUUGUAGAAUUGAGACUUAAAAGUACUAUAAAAAUGAAUAGCCUGGGCGAGGAUUGCAAUGAACUUAAGCGCAAGUAUGAUGCCUGCUUUAACCUAUGGUUCUCUGAACGAUUCCUGAAGGGAGACAAUGACGACAGCAUGUGCGCUCCUAUAUUCAAGGUUUAUCAAGAGUGCGUAAAAAAAGCAAUGGAGGAACAAAAAAUUGAGUUGCGUGAAAUCGAGGCUGACUACAGCACGGGCGAUUAUAAUGAGAAACCAGAACAUAGUAAAAGUUGACCUUUACUCGAUAGCGACUUUGAGGGUGGAUCCUUAUCCCCUGGGGGUAGGCCUUCAAAAGCACCUUUGUCUCAUAAGAGAGGAUAUUCAGUGUAAAUUUAGUAAAGUACUUAAAUGUUAAGCGAAAUAUCUGUUUUAAGUCUUGCUAGUUGAUUUGAUACGUACAAACACUUGCUUUUAAUUAUGUUUCUCCUAUAUAUAUUAAAAUGGUUCCGUACGAGAAUAUAAAA